Molecule: messenger RNA, 2370 nt
Organism: Pomacea canaliculata
Lineage: Eukaryota; Metazoa; Mollusca; Gastropoda; Architaenioglossa; Ampullariidae
Exons: 4
Coding region: 860-1261 (133 amino acids)
Source: RefSeq, a predicted model, not a curated record
CAAGAAGGCGGUUUCUUCCUUCCCCAAUAUAUUGUUUGACUUUGAGUAAUCAUUCUUUAUUACCACUUCGUUUGUAAUGGGAUAUUAUAAAGUAUUACUGUGAUACUUUAGUGAGUUUUUAUAGCACUCACACCUCUCGUGGAUUUUGUAAGCAUGAGGAGUUAAUUCCAAAAAUUCUUGAUCCCUCGACACGCCCCAUUGCCUCCUAUAUUAACGCAUGUGACAGGUUAUAAAGAACGCAAAUAAGUAUCUGUUCUUCCAACAAUAUCUGUUCGUUUUGGUCACGAGGAGUAAAUAAACCUGUCCUCAGGCAAGCGACACAAAUAUUUUCAGGACAGACAGCGAGUUGUUAUUCCCUCUUAUCAACACGGUGCACGAACAGUAGCACCUACGUGCAGGUGAACUGGCCAUCCUCGCAGGUGAGAGAUGUUGGUGACAUUUCAGCACUGACAGUGGGACCUGCUGCAGGUCAGAGGUCUGGACUUCGUCCUGCCAACCGUCGCAGUGGUCUUGAAAGGCGCGCACGACUCGCCUGACUGGUGUCUCCGGGAGCAACCAAGCAUAGGUCUGUGCGGCGAGGAACUCUUUUGAUACCUGCACAAACAGACAUGUCAAGACUCGUUUUGCCACUCACUUACCUGAGUUACAUGUGUUUUCUGUGACUGUGUUGCUAUCGCCGUGUAUCUGUUUAAAUGUGUCGCAGCUUCUCAGGGCUUGACUUCAUGUAAACAGGUGACUCUUGUGGUCCAAUGAAGUCUUUUUCUGAUGUAACGCACAUACAGAUUGGAUGAAAUCUCGGCUCGCCCUCACCUGAGUACCUGAUGUUUAGUAGUCUCUCUUGCUAAAGUGUGGACUAGCCAUGACCUGGAGCCUGGUGUGUGAGAUCGUCUCGCCCGUCAUCGCCAUGAUCUUCUACAUCAUCAUGUACGCCAGCAACAAGUGGGUGGUGGCGGCGGACGCACACUGGGGUCUGUGGACCUGGUGCAGCGUCUCCGUCAACGGCACAAGCAACUGCUCUACCGUCGAUUUUAACGCAUCUGAAGGGUAUUUCAAAGCAGUGCGCAUCAUUAGUAGCAUCGCACUGCUUGCAUACAUAUUCUCCGUGUACGCCGUCCUCAGCAAAGGAUGCAGAGCAGACAAUCAAAAGAGGAAGACAUUCCCCAUGCUGACACUUCGCAGCAGGUAUUUUGUCAGUGACGAUCAUCGGAAUCCUGGUAGAAAACUACAAGAACGACAAGACCUUCCGCCAGUACCCGGGUAGCGAGCUGGGGUGGUGCGUGUGGCUGCACGUGGCGGCAGCAUCUCUGACGCUCAGCGGCGCAUUUAUGCGCUUCUACAACGACAAGAAGUGGUCGGAGGAUUCACCCUCGGUUUUCCACAUCGGGCCAGCACGAACUGGCAGGGAGGUCAUACUUCGCUGGACAGUCGAACCCACCGUCUCACCGACAACUAGGGGUGGUGAGAAAAGAACCCUUUCAACAAGCAGUUUGUCGUCAUGGUCACGACGACCUGUUGUUGGUCCGUCUCUGUCUGGCCUGCCAGGUUACGACCAGACUCCGCCCAGGUAUCAGCCACCGACCUUUCCACCCCCGUCCUAUGACAUUGCAGUGGUGAGCGUUGACGUACCUCCACCAGACUACGUACAAGCAGUUAGGUCUUCCGGGUCCUCAGACAGUGUGGACGACAACUUUACUUCUCACAUUAGAAGACAUCCGGGGUGUGAGAUACCCCAUCCUCUACCGACAGGAGUGGUCAUGGGCGGGCAGCGAGGAGGCCCGACAACGUUUAAACAUGAACUGGUUCUAGUUGUAACCUCGAACUGCUCAAACCGGUUUUCAUUUCAAGCACGAACCACUUCUAAAUGAAAAUCAAUGGCAUUUUAAAAUUCGGAGAUAAACCUGGUGGUUGUGGCGUUGCCUCUCUGGAUACAAAGAAAUCUAUAGAGUUCACGGGUCUCUUCAUUUGCCGUUUGUUUCAUUGAGCAGAGCUUUGUACCGAGACAAUGAACCUUCCAGUAGGCGAUAACGAUGGACAUACUGGCAGUACGAUGAGCUUGUGUUAUCGUCUUAUUCACCUGCAAAAUUAUGAGCAUACAUGCAACGAGUAGACAAGCAAGCAGAAGGGAGGAUGCAGGCAGAUACUGAGGCAGGCAGGCAGGCAGACAGACAGACAGACAGACAGACAGGAAGGCAGGAAGGCAGGAAGGCAGGCAGGAAGGCAGGAAGACAGACAGACAGACCGGAAAAUAUCUAAGGUUGGACUUCAGUAUUCGGAUAUUAUUAUGAGCUGUUGGAAAAAGAUCUACAAAUAGUUUUCCCAAUUUUUGUUCAAAUUGUUUUAGAGGAGAAGGGGGGAAUAGAAAGGUUUUUU